This is a messenger RNA of Mizuhopecten yessoensis (Yesso scallop), 3821 nucleotides long. RefSeq names its product protein asteroid homolog 1-like. The record is from RefSeq and is a predicted model, not a curated record. Lineage: Eukaryota; Metazoa; Mollusca; Bivalvia; Pectinida; Pectinidae. Bases 224 to 2365 code for a protein of 713 amino acids. Gene Ontology annotation, molecular function: nuclease activity. The transcript has 2 exons.
AUAGCAAGGGGAAUCCCGGAAGGUGUUCGGAAGGAAUUCAUCGCCGUGUCUGCUUAUUGAUUUGGAACUCUGCGUGUUCAUAAUGAUCUGUCACAACAGAUGAUUGGAAUAAAAAAUGGAAAACGUGACGAUUUGUUUCUGAAGUCCCUGAUAGGGUAUAUUACAACACUGUUUUGAGGAGCUGUUGGGUAACACAAAUGUGAGGAACUGUUGAGACACAAACAUGGGUAUUCCUGGCCUCACCACUUUUAUUGACAACAAUCUCCAUUUGUUGGAAAGGUUUGAACUUCAUGACACAAAAUUGAUCAUUGAUGGAAACAAUCUGUACCACCUACUGUUCUACGAUCACCGAGUCGACUACAUACAUGGAGGGGAUUACGACAAAUUUGCCAACCACACUAGCCGAUUUUUUCUCAUGCUGAAAGAAUGUAACAUUCAGCCUUAUGUCAUCUUUGAUGGGGGAUAUGACAUCGACGAGAAAAAACUAAAAACGGCUUUAGAGAGAUCACGGCAGCGAUGUCAUCUGGCUGGGUUUAUUUCACAUGGAGGAAAGGGCAAGAUCAUGCCAAUCUUAGCCUACGAAGCGUUCCGUCGUACACUUUUGGACCUUGAGGUACCACACUGUGUUUGUGAUUUUGAAGCAGAUGAUCAAAUAGCUGUAUUAGCCAAUGAGUUGAAUGCACCUGUUCUGAGCUAUGACAGUGACUUUUACGUGUUUGAUUUAAAGGCUGGAUAUAUCCCUUUUGACGGUGUAAAUUUCAUUGCAGCAGAGUCUGAGGAUAAACACUAUAAAUAUUUGCCUUGUUGCAUUUACUUUGCAGGGAACCUUACAAAACACUUCCCUGAACUAGGGAAGUCUGUUCUGCCAUUUAUUGCCACCAUGUUAGGCAAUGACUUUGUGGAACAUUGGGUAUUUCAGGACUUCUUUCAAAAGUUGACUUUACCAAAGAAAGGUAACAACAAAUUUGACAUUCCAAUCGGUCAUACAAAGAUGAGGUCACUGUUCCAUUGGUUAGAAAGUGUGGAAACACUCGAAAGUGGAAUAGAAAAAGUUUUGUCUUGCUUCAAAGAGGAAAGGCGUGUGAAAGUUAAAGAAAUAAUGAAAAUGUCUCUCAAAGCAUAUUCAAACACUGAACAAUAUUCUAGAGUGAAUUUACGAUUGCUGCUUGAAGGAUCUUUGAAGGUAGUUGAAGAUCAGUGUCGUAAAUGUGAAUCUAUACUACCAGUCUGGUUUCGCUGCUCAUUUUGGAAGGGAGAGAUUGCACAGUUCUGUCAAAAUGUUGUGAUGCUACACAGUGUCAUUCUUGGCUGUCAGGUGGAAGACAUGAAAGCUCUGUCCAGCACAAACUGUUGUCUUGGCAUUCGAAAAGUGAUAUACGGCAUACUGACCUCUAGAAAUGAUCGAGGUCAAGGGAUAACAUUUGAUGCCUCCGUCAAAGAUUCUGCGAUUCCAGGUUGUGUUACAGAGUAUGCGAGAAAAAUAAAACAAAUCCAAAGGUUGAAAGUACAACCAACAUUUCAGCUACCAGCUUUUGAUGUAAUACCAGGCCUGGCAGAUAUUCCUGGUAUGGAGAGGAGUGAAAGGAGGUCUCUUCUCUUUGCUGCACUUGAGGUUUCUGGUUCAAAACAUUUGGAAUUUCCAGAAGAAAUGCAACUGACAGUGGCGUUGCUGAUUUAUUGGAUCCGAGAGUCUGAUCCUGGUGUAACUGUCAAUCAGGUUAGGGCUAUGAUCACAUGUAUCAUUGCCAUGGAAACAUGCAGGAUCCAGGAGCAGACAACUCUCUCACAACCCGGUUCAGAGACAAGUGAACUUGAACGAAUUAUCAAUAGAUCUUCAUCUGGACAAGUGGAAAAAUUUCUCCAAAAUUUGCGGAAGUAUUUCAACAAGUUGGAACACUCAAGGAAGCAUCCAGUUGAUGUGAAGGUCAUUCAUGGGUUCUCUCAGUUCCAGGCCUGUUUUCUAUACACAAUGAUAUUAAACCAAGUUCUCCAGCAGCCUUUCCAAAGCCCAAACCCUGCCUCAAUGUUCAAUGGUUCAUUUCUGUACAGUUUCACUAAAAGUCUGGACAGCAGACCUAACAUCGACCUGUACAUCCCAGAACUGUUUGUAAAGCACUCACCCAUGCUGGACUACUACAGCCGUUUGUACCAGGCAAUAACAGAUGAGGUGGGAGAGUCACAUCUUUAUUGUUCUUCUGUGAAGGCAGAAAAAAAGCAGAGAAGAGAUAGAAAGAAAACUGCACACAAAGCAGAUGAAUCGACUGAUGAUUUAGUUGUGAAUGAGGAUAGUGAUCCUAAAAUGGAAGUUGAGCUUGCCUGUAAUGUAUCAAACCGUUUUAGUGCCUUUGAUCUCGUAGAUAAUUAAAUAAUUCAUACUGUACUACCACUGUCUGUGUAAGGUGCUUCUGACAAUACUUAUGGUGUGAUUGUUUAAUAUUGCACAGACAAAUCUUUUUCUGUAGCUUUUUUUGUAAACAUGUAUUUCCAUUUGAAGAUAUAUAGAUUUUUUUUAUAAAUAAUCAAAAAGAAAAAAACGAAUGAAAUGUAGAUCAAAUAUUCUUUUGAUUUGAAAUGAUUCAACACUGUAAACAGAGAUAACUUUGUGCUGUUCCCACUUGAAGUAUUGAGAUCAAUGAAAGUAAAUUAAAUGAGUUAUCUCCCUUUAAAGUGUUAAAUUCCUGAUUCAGUCGAGCGUUUUUUGACAUUAAUUGUUCUAUAGCAACUUAAAAGUUCUACAUUUACACAGCUUAAAUUAGAUCAAAUCACCUCAAACAGAAGUGUGAUGUGAUCACAAAAAUAGGGUUCACACAGACAGUUGCUUGUUGUACGUCUAUUGUUGUAUUUGCUCAAUGGUACAUUGUAUUAAACAAUUUUGAUCGAUUUCGAAUCAUGCACUGCUUCCUCCUCUAAAUUUUGUUAUGAAUCUUGUGCAUACAUGCCAGAAAUCACGGCGUAAGGCAACAUCUCACGAAUUUCCACCUCCGAUAAAGUCUCACGACGUGGGACAUGAAUUUACGGAAAGUCCUCAAACCCUCACGUUUUUUAAUGAUCGAUCGGUGAACCAUUUUCCUGUUGUUGUUUACUCGAAGUCUUACGAUAUUCCACAAUGUUUCCAGCGAUAAAACUUCUAUUUACGAAUCCUUCAUGAAGGAUUCGUAAAUAAAAGUUUUAAAUAGGGAACAAUCCAGUGCAAAUCGAUUCAUUACCAUAAAUCUAAAUUUGAAAUACUUUUUAAAAAGAUUGUUUCUAUAGAUUUUAGCUUUUUGAUUUAUCGAUUUUAACUUUUUUAUGAUGUCUGCUUACCCCCCUUGAAUUUUGAGUUUUGAUUGACAAAAGUUAUUUUUAAAGGGACAAUUCUGUAGAGAGUCAAAAAGAAAUUCUUAACUUAUCCUGAAAAGUCUUAACAUAUCAUGGAAAUCUGAAUUAAUAAGCAAUGAAACUCAAUUGUUAAAAGGUUCUCUAUGCUAGGCUUCAAUAAAUAUCUUACACAAUUUUCUUUCAUAUUCAGUUUCUAUUAGCUGAUCAUAAGUCUAAUUCAAGUGUCUCACAAUUUUCUUUUAGCCAAUCGAAAUAUUGUAACCCAGUACAAGCAAAGGCAAGAUUGAAUGACUAUUCUGAUAACUGGUGAUAAAUGCUAAUAAUAGUUUAAGCAGGGUAAAUCUUGGAAUUUGAGAGCAGUGGGCCAUUUUCAGCAAUUUUUAGUCAAUGUCAAAAUUAAAAGGGGCCAUUCUAUGUGAAAUUAAAAGAAAAUUGGAAGAUGGAAAAGGUCAGUUUCAGUUAAGGUAAUAGGAUUGUGUCACCAUUUCUCAGUAGAAUUUCUU